Messenger RNA from Bactrocera oleae (olive fruit fly), 947 nucleotides. RefSeq names its product trypsin. The record is from RefSeq and is a predicted model, not a curated record. Gene Ontology annotation, biological process: proteolysis. NCBI's taxonomy places the organism in Eukaryota, Metazoa, Arthropoda, Insecta, Diptera, Tephritidae. Gene Ontology annotation, molecular function: serine-type endopeptidase activity.
CUAUAAAUUUUAUAACAGUGCAACAGUUUUGGACACAUUUUGCGUAACGGUUCGACAAAAAGGUUCUAAAUUCUCUAGUGAAAAUGUUUAAAACCUACACCUGCCGUGUUUUAACGCUUUUGAUCGCGUAUCAAAUCAGCUUUUCACAUGCCAUAGGAGUUAUCGGCGGUGUAAAGACAACUAUUACGGAUCAUCCAUAUGUGGUUUCCCUGCAAUUAGCCGAUGGCACACAUAUUUGUGGUGGCGCUCUAAUCAAGAAGAAUAUUGUCGUGACAGCUGCGCAAUGCUUCUUUUUUCAGGAUCCCACCCAGCUUUACGUACGUCUUGGCACUGGCAAUUAUUCAACUGAUGGUGAACUCAUACCAAUUAGUUCUUAUAUAAUCAAUGAGAAUUUCGAUUUCACCACCAUGGACAGUGAUGUGGCGGUAUUGAAGUUGGUGAAAAAUGUAGCGAAAUCAUCAACAAAGCGUGAGAUUAAAGUGGCUGGAGAAAAACCGAAGACGGACAGAAGUGGCGUGGUUACUGGUUGGAGUCAACGUCGACAAUUGGAAGAUGUGACAGUGCGCAUUAUUAAUGCAAAGAAAUGCCGAUCUGGUGAAUAUAUUUACAAUGAAGACGAUAUAAUGGAUACCAUGUUUUGCGCUCAGGCGUACAAUAGGUAUGUCUGCGGUGGCGAACCGGGCAGUCCUUUAGUGUAUAAGAAGAAAUUGAUCGGUUUGGUGUCCUGGGCUUAUGGUUGUGGCAAUGUAGGCAAUCCAGCCGUAUAUACAAAUGUAAAUAAUCUACGAAAAUGGAUCAAAAAGGCGAUAAAAAAGCUAUAGGAUGGGAUUUUUCUUGAAUAAAGUGGAUUUAAAAAAUUUAUAAAACAAAAAAAAUAUUAUAGAGCGAUAUUCAUAUAUGUAUAUAUGAAUAAAAAAUAAUCAAAAUAAUAACUAAACUAAAAAAUU